AAUCCGCAAUGGGCGAGAAGCUCGCCAUUGCAGAGAAAAAGGUUGUGGUUGAACUCGUGAAGUUAGCCCAAAAGAGAGGACUUAAAGGUAACAAGGGAAGCUGGAAGGAGUUCUUGGACACUCACGACAGAAAGCUCGCGUAUAGCUUGAGUGACCCAUCAAAGAGAACCAUUCAAAUUUUGGUAUCUUUUCUCAGGACAUUUGAUUCAGAACAAUGGAUGAUUUUUGAUAGAUUCCUGCAAUCUCAAUCAAACCGCCAGCUUGUGGACCAGUUUAGAAAGGAAUCUCCAGAUAGUGAAUCCCCUGAGCAGAGGUUGGUACGCUUAACCGUGGAGCAUCCACUCUACCCUCUAGAUUAUACAUUCCCUUCACUCGAGGAGGGUUGGGUUAUUACUGAGCUCCCUGAAAAGUCUGAGGUGUUGAGGUCAAAUGAAAUGCUUGCUGUUGAUUGUGAGAUGGUUCUUUGUGAAGAUGGCACUGAAGGUCUAGUGAAAGUGUGUGUUGUAGAUUGCAAUUUAGAGGUGAAACUUAAUAAUCUUGUAAAUCCAAACAAACCAGUUGCUGAUUAUAGAACUGAUAUUACCGGAAUUUUGGCUGGAGAUCUGGAUGGUGUUACUUGUUCAUUGGCAGACAUACAGAAGCACAUUAAGAAGCUAUUAUCCCAUGGAGCUAUUCUUGUGGGCCAUGGUUUGAACAAUGACCUUCAAGCAUUGAAGUUAGAGCAUGCUAGAGUAAUUGACACCUCUUACAUCUUCAAAUUUCACAAUGCACCUACUCAGAGAAGACCUUCCUUGAGUAAUUUGUCUAAGGCAAUACUUGGCUAUGAAGUCCGAGAGCAGGGUGCUGCACACAAUUGUCUAGAUGAUGCAUGUGCUGCAAUGAAACUUGUUCUUUCUCAGCUCAAGCAUGGAGAUGGUAUACUGUUGGUUCAUCAAGACGUGCCCAAAGCUGAAACAGCUAAGCUACUUCUUCACAGAAUACCAAUAAACAUUCCCAGAGAAGAAUUAUACAGAAUCAUUCCUCAGAAUGUUAAGAUUGAACUAAAGGUGACUAUAUCUAAUUUAUACCUUGUUUUCCUUUUACAAUUCCCACUCCAUUGACUUUGUUAUGUUACAGUUGUUCAUAUGUUUCCUUGAGAAGGGUAAGACUCAUUAGGUAAUGGAUACAUUGAAGGCACACUUUCAUUAUUUAUUUAUUUUCAGAAAAGAGAGGGCGGCUUUAUUUAUCCACAUGUUCUCAAAUGCAAGGGAAAAUGUUAAUCAUUAAUAUCUCAGCAUAAAACAUAAAAGAAAAAGGAUCUCAACAUAAUGGGAGCUGGUUUAGGGUAGAACUGAUCUAUGCAACUUAUCUAAAUGCAUAUUAUGGUAAGAUUUAGGCAUCAACUAGCCUGUUGUGCCCAUCCAUUCCAAUUCACUAAUAUGCUGAAUAAUCUUUUGACAGCCAUCGAAAAAUCCUCAAGGAGGAAAGUAUUCUGCAUUUGCCAUCUUUAAGACUCCUCAAGAGGCAUUCCAAGUGUUUGAAGAUCUGGAAGGAAGUGAAGAAAAGGAUAUAUCCGGACUACCGCAAAAACUCGUCAAAUUUCAAUCCAGCAGAGGAGUAAGUGCUAGCAUAUACAUUCGUAAAAUGGCGAAUGCUGAUCCUUGUAGCUAUAUUUCGGCAAAGAAGAGAGAAUUCCAUGCCGAGGAGAAGUCUAAUGAAUCCAAGAAGCUCAAGGCAGAACAGAACCAUAGUUGAUUCAAGGACAAACUACAGGAUGAGCUAAAGUUUGUUGAUUCCAUGGAUAAAAGGGCAGAACUGAAAACAGUGGAGGAGCCGAGAUUAUCAAAUCAGUGUAAAGAUCUCUAAAAAGAAAUUGAGAGAUUGAAGCAAGAACUGAAGAAGGAUCUUCAAGUCAUUAUGCAGGAUCCCAAUUUUCAUGGUUUAUCCUUGAGCUACAAAGGUCCAUUUUUCAGUUAUAUUCUUGGUUAGGAAUCUAGUUCUGUUUUUGCUUGUGGGAUAUUUUUAUAUUAUAUUUAUAACCAAUGACUUGUCAAAAUAAAAUUUCGAUUUUAAGUUUUAUGAAUAAAGAGACAAGUGUUGAAAGAAGAUUUUUUUUAUAAGAUUUGAGGAGCAGGACAGAUCGGCCUCAGCUCCAACAACUUCUGAGUGAUUUCUGGCUUUGACACCGUAUUCAACAGUCAGUAUGAAUAAAUGAUCGAGUUUUCCAUAUAAAUAAAAGAAUUUAAUUCAA
Messenger RNA from Rubroshorea leprosula, 2230 nucleotides. NCBI's taxonomy places the organism in Eukaryota, Viridiplantae, Streptophyta, Magnoliopsida, Malvales, Dipterocarpaceae. The record is from the annotation of a GenBank genome assembly.